Molecule: messenger RNA, 3777 nt
Organism: Cercocebus atys (sooty mangabey)
Lineage: Eukaryota; Metazoa; Chordata; Mammalia; Primates; Cercopithecidae
Product: acyl-coenzyme A synthetase ACSM2B, mitochondrial
Exons: 14
Coding region: 1083-2816 (577 amino acids)
Biological process (GO): fatty acid biosynthetic process; acyl-CoA metabolic process
Cellular component (GO): mitochondrial matrix
Molecular function (GO): fatty-acyl-CoA synthase activity; fatty acid ligase activity
Source: RefSeq, a predicted model, not a curated record
UCUGGGCAUAAUGGCAUGUGCCUGUAAUCCCAGCUGCUCAGGAGGCUGAGGUGGGAUGGUUGCUUGAGCAUGAUAGAUUGAGGUUGCAAUAAGCUGUGAUCACACUACUGCACUCCAGCCUGGGCAAAUAGAGUGAGACCCUAUUUCCAAAUAAAAUAAAUAUAAAGAGAUAUAAAGACUUUUUUUCCCUGUUGAGUUUUGGACUUACUUGGACAAUGUUGGGUUGGAACAGGGAAGAGAACAUGUCAGACUCUGAGUGUAGCCGGCAGGUGGACCCGAUGGCUUUUUCACAUCCUUGUGUGAAAGAAAAGAGUCAGGAAAGUCUCUAAGAUUUGAUGUUGUAAGAGCUGGAGGAAUAGGAGUGUCAUUUGCUGAGAUGGAUAAAACCAUACCUGGAAUGGGAGAGGACAGGGAAGGAUAUGAUCAACCUCUUAGCUUUGGACAAAGUAUGUUUGAGAUGUCUGUUCGAUAUCCAGGUGGAGAAGUCAGGCAGGUGAGGAUGCAGGAGAGAAAACCAGGCUGGAUACACACAUGUGUGGGCCAUUGGCAAGCCACAUGGUAUCCAAGCUAUGACAUUUGAUGAGGUAAUGUACAGAGUGAGUGUGGAUAAAGAUGAGGAGGAAUCAGCCAAAGAGAAGGAAAAAGCAAGAGGAAAACCAGACAAAAGUGGUAUGCUGGAACCAAGCAAAGCAAAGAAUUAAAAGAGCGUUCAUCAAGCCCAUGUGAGCUCCAUUUCUCUCUCUUUGGUUGAAGCAAUAAUUUUCUGUCAGUCCUGGGCAUAAAUCUGCUUCAUGCCCCUUGGGUUGAAAGUGCAAGUCCAGUUGGCCUCAAAUGCGCUAAUUUUGUAAUGUCCAUAAACUUGGCUAGGAGGACUGCUGUUACUCUUUGAAAGACUCCAAAGUCAUCCACUGUCAAUGAUUAGCUGUGCUGUCUUUCCAAGAGUGCAGGGAUUGUGAAGUUGUUUUCUUGAGUUACCGUGCUCUCUUCCAAGGCUGUAGGAAUUCUGGAGCUGCUGGCUGGAGAGGAGGGUGGUCCAAGCUGUCCCCAGAAAGACCUCCAGAGAGGACUUGGCAGGUCUGAACAUGCAUUGGCUGCGAAAAGUUCAGGGACUUUGCACCCUGUGGGGUACUCAGAUGUCCAGCCGCACUCUCCACAUUAAUACUAGGCAACUGGUAUCCGUGCAGUGGGGCCACCAGGAAGUGCCGGCCAAGUUUAACUUUGCUAGUGAUGUGUUGGAUCACUGGGCUGACAUGGAGAAGGCUGGCAAGCGACCCCCGAGCCCAGCCCUGUGGUGGGUGAAUGGGAAGGGGAAGGAAUUGAUAUGGAAUUUCAGAGAAUUGAAUGAAAUCAGCCAACAGGCAGCCAACGUCCUCUCGGAAGCCUGUGGCUUGCAGCGUGGGGACCGUGUGGCAGUGGUGCUGCCCCGAGUGCCUGAGUGGUGGCUGCUGAUCUUGGGCUGCAUUCGAGCAGGUCUCGUCUUUAUGCCUGGAACCAUCCAGAUGAAAUCCACCGACAUACUGUAUAGGUUGCAGAUGUCUAAGGCCAAGGCUAUCAUUGCUGGGGAUGAAGUCAUCCAAGAAGUGGACACAGUGGCAUCUAAAUGCCCUUCUCUGAGAAUUAAGUUACUGGUGUCUGAGAAAAGCUGGGAUGGGUGGCUGAACUUCAAGAAACUAUUAAACGAGGCAUCCACCACUCAUCGAUGUGUGGAGACUGGAAGCCAUGAAACAGUUGCCAUCUACUUCACUAGUGGGACCAGUGGGCUUCCCAAGAUGGCAGAACAUUCCCACUCAAGCCUGGGUCUCAAGGCCAAGAUGGAUGCUGGUUGGACAGGCCUGCAAGGCUCUGAUAUAAUGUGGACCAUAGCAGACACAGGUUGGAUACUGAACAUUAUAACCUCACUUUUGGAAACUUGGACAGUAGGAGCAUGCACAUUUGUUCAUCUCUUGCCAACGUUUGACCCACUGAUUAUUCUAAAGACGCUCUCCAGCUACCCAAUCAAGAGCAUGAUUGGUGCCCCCCUUGUUUACCGGAUGUUGCUACAGCAGGAUCUUUCCAGUUACAAGUUCCCCCAUCUACAGAACUGCCUCAGUGGAGGGGAUUCCCUUCUUCCAGAAAUUCUGGAGAACUGGAGGGCCCAGACUGGACUGGACAUCCGAGAAUUCUAUGGCCAGACAGAAACGGGAUUAACUUGCGUAGUUUCCAAGACGAUGAAAAUCAAACCAGGAUACAUGGGAAUAGCUGCUCCCCAUUAUGAUGUACAGGUCAUAGAUGAUAAGGGCAACGUCCUGCCCCCCGGCACAGAAGGAGACAUUGGCGUCAGGGUCAAACCCAUCAAGCCUAUAGGCAUCUUCUCUGGCUAUGUGGACAAUCCCGAGAAGACAGCAGCCAACAUUCGAGGGGACUUUUGGCUCCUUGGAGACCGGGGAAUCAAAGAUAAAGAUGGAUAUUUCCAGUUUAUGGGACGGGCAGAUGAUAUCAUUAACUCCAGCGGGUACCGGAUUGGACCCUCAGAGGUAGAGAACGCGCUGAUGGAGCACCCUGCUGUGGUUGAGACGGCUGUGAUCAGCAGCCCAGACCCCGUCCGAGGAGAGGUGGUGAAAGCAUUUGUGGUCCUGGCCUCGCAGUUCCUGUCCCAUGACCCAGAACAGCUCACCAAGGAGCUGCAGCAGCAUGUGAAGUCAGUGACAGCCCCAUACAAGUACCCAAGAAAGAUAGAGUUUGUCUUGAACCUGCCCAAGACUUCCACAGGGAAAAUUCAACGAACCAAGCUUCGAGACAAGGAGUGGAAGAUGUCUGGGAAAGCCCGUGCGCAGUAAUACAUCUAGGAGGCAUUCAUUUGGAUUCCCCUCUUCUUUCUCUUUCUUUUCCCUUUGGGCCCUUGGCCUUGCUGUGAAGAUAUGAUAUUCUUUAUGAAAGAACAUGAAUGUAAUUUUUGUCUUGCCUUGGUUUUUAACACAAAACAUUACCAUGUUAGAUGUUGAAAGAAGAAACGGAAGGAAUGAGAGAGAGUGAAAAGGAGAGGGUAACAGAAAAAGAGGAAAGAAAAGUAAGUCAGGGAAAUAUUAAAGCUGCCAGGGAAAGCAAUUGAAAAAAAAAUAAAGUAUGGAGGAAGGGAGAGAGGAAGCAAGGGAAGGAGGAAGAAAGGAAAGAGAAGAUGGAAGGGGGAGAAAAGAUAGAAGAAAAAUAAUUGGAGGGAGAAUCAGAAAAAUAAAGAGAAGAAAGGAAAGAAAUAGAGAGAAAGAAGAAAGCAAAAGAACACAAGAAAGAGAGGGAGAAAGGAAGAGGAAAAAAAUUUAAAAAAUAAAAAUAGUAAAAGAAACUGAUAAAGAAAAGUAAUGAAAGACAGGAAGAAUGGAAGAGAGGGAAGAAAAGAGGAAAACAUAAAUACUCCCACAGAUAGACAAAGUCAAGCAUAAAACUGGAGCUUGAGAAGGAAAUGAAAGGCUGUGGCACCUUCUUUUACCCUAGGAGAAGACCUCCAUACAGGAAGACUUGUGUGUGGGGUUGGGACAUUAGAAUCAUCCCCAAGUCACCCCAAACCUUGGAACUCUCAGGGUCAGAGGGGAACCACCAUUUAUUAAGCAUUUGGUAUAUGCCAGGCACUGACCCAGAUGCAUGAUAAAUACCACAUUGUUUCACCUCUGUAUGGCAUCUACAGACCUCAGAUCAUAGCUGUGAGAACAACGUAAGCACUGCCAAAGUUAUCAGCUACCCAUACCUUGUUUUUGGUGUUAUCUACUCUUCCUAGACUCAAAUAUUAAAUAGUUUUAAAACCAA